Messenger RNA from Leptopilina boulardi, 6176 nucleotides. Its product is annotated as FK506-binding protein 5-like. The transcript is spliced from 12 exons. Gene Ontology annotation, molecular function: protein serine/threonine phosphatase activity. Lineage: Eukaryota; Metazoa; Arthropoda; Insecta; Hymenoptera; Figitidae. Gene Ontology annotation, biological process: protein dephosphorylation; negative regulation of protein kinase activity. The record is from RefSeq and is a predicted model, not a curated record. The coding region runs from base 435 to 5045 and encodes 1536 amino acids.
AGUUGAAACGGUUUUUAGCGCGCCCAACAAUUGGCAUCGCCAGCUCUCUUUUAAUACACGCAAAGAAAAGAAAAGAAAAAAAAAAAGAGAGGAAAAAAAAGUAAAUGUGAGUUGUUUUGACUGUGAAUUUUGUUCUAUAGUGUUGAAAACACGCGGACUUGUAAUACUUCGUGGUGAAAUUCACGCGGACAAGAUUAUAUUCUUUCGAUGAAUGAGUGACGUAACCUAAAAAAAAAUCGAGUUGUAUUUGGUGCAAGUAAAAACAAAAGAAAAAAAAUUGUAGUGGAAGCGUCUAUUUUAUUUUAAUUUCAUCGGGAAUUAUAGCGAUAGUAUUUAAAAAAAAAAAACAAGAGAAUUCAGUGUAACCGUUUUGUGUGACAAGUUGUUUUUUUUUUUUUUUUUGCUUUUACUAUUUUGUGGCUAAAAUAAGCAAAAUGUCUGUGGAUAUUGAAGAAGGCGAUUAUCUUGGCUCAUAUCAGUGUUUUUUUAAUAAUUUCAUCUCAAAUUUAAAUCCCGAUGAUCAACUCCCUGUAAAAAUGUGCGGAUAUGAUGUUACUGAAGGCGAAAUUGUGGGUGAAGUCAUCGAUAUGACUCUUCAAUACCUCAAUCAAAAAUUCUGUCCACCAAGUUUACAAUCACACAUGGUUCAAUUAGUAAUAGAUGAAGUAAAGUCAAUAUGUCGAACGCAACCCGAAGAUUGUGGCCUAAAACCUUAUGAAAAUACAUUUGCUCCUUUAAAAUUGAUGCAAGCAGUGAUAAGCAAAAUAAAUCAAAUUUGCUUUCGAUAUUUGGACAAUAGUCGUUUGGCCUUAUUACCGCCACCGCCUUCAACCCCAUUGCCUUUAACAACAUGUUAUGCUAUUAAAAAUACAAGAAGAAAAAUGGAAGAUCGUUCCGUUGUUUUAUAUGAUUUAAAUACAAUGUUCAGUAUUAAAGAUGAUUCCAUUGUAAAUUACUAUGCAGUAUUUGAUGGACAUAGUGGACAAGAUGCGGCAGUUUAUUGUGCUGCUCAUCUUCAUCAGUAUUUAGUGGAAAGUCCACAUUAUCCUAAGGAUCCAGAAAAUGCCUUAAAAGAUGCUUUCUUGACAACUGACGCUCGAUUUAUUAAAAAGAAUAUUAACAGUGGAAGUACCGCCGUUUGUGCUUUGUUAGUAAACAAAACUUUGUACAUAGCUUGGGCUGGAGAUUCACAAGCCGCUUUAAUAAAAGACGGCAAUUCCAUUCAACUCGUUAAUCCACAUAAACCAAACAGAGAAGAUGAAAUGAAAAGAAUCGAGAAGGAGGGAGGCUGUGUUAUUCACUAUGGUGUUUGGCGAGUUAAUGGACAUCUCAAUGUUUCGAGGUCAAUAGGUGACAAACAAUAUAAACCAUGCAUCUCAAGUGAACCGGAAAUUCUCAAAGUUCCGUUCGAUGGAAGUGAGGAUUUUUUGAUAAUAGCCUGCGAUGGAUUUUGGGAUUGCAUUGACGAAAAGAAAGCUGCUGCCAUUCUCUAUGACUUAAUUGAAACGAAUUCACAAAAUUACACAAAGGCGAGUCAUUAUUUGGUGGAGGUUGCAAAAAAUUUACAAUCACAAGACAACAUCUCAGUGAUUGUUGUUUUCUUAACGCAUCCAACAGAUAUUGAAGCAAAGUUAAAAAAUAAUCGGUCGUCCCUUGCGUUGAGAAUGGAUCCCAAUUCUCCGCAGGACGUCCAACAAUCGACAAAUUUCAAUCCAAUGGAUAAUACUGGUUCUUAUCCAUUUGAUAUGAAUUUUGGACCACGUGAUGAUAAUUCAGAAAAUAUUCAUGCAGUCGAUAUGGGAUGUUGUCCAUUUGAGAUGAAUUUUUCAAAACAACAACAACAACAAAAUCAUCAAACCAAUGGUUCAUUACACAUUGAUAAUGAGAAUUUUAAUUAUGAUAAUUCAACUAAUGGAAAACAUGAAAAUGGUUCAGCAAAAUAUAAGGAAGAGAAUGAUGAUGAUGAUGACGAUGAUGACGAUGACGAAUCUGAUGAAGAUUUGGGUCCAGAAACAGAUGUGGAUGCUGUUGAUAAUGCAAGUGUUCCAUUUGAAAAAAUCUCACGUGAACUUUUCCCUGAAAAGUCACAAUCUGAGAAUGAUAAUUUACAAAAGGAGGAUAAUUUAGAUGAUUCACAAAAUUCCACCGAUUCGAAAUCUCGACAAAAUGAACUGCUUCCUGAGGCAGAUAAUGUAGCGGACAGCGAGGAUUCCGAGGACGAGUGGAAUUAUUACCGCGUCGAGCCAGAUAAGGAUAAAGAUUCACCUGUUCAGGUGAACGAGACGUCCAACGAAUCUAAGGAGAAAGAGGCAAGUCCAAAGCCUCUUAUUGAAGACGACUCCGAAAACGACGAAGAAUCUCAUUCGAAAAUUGAGACUGAACCGAAAAGUCAAUCGUCCGAGUUUCUAAACACAGAGUGUAGCGAAAAGGAAUUAAUAAUUGAAAAAGAAGAUUUCGAGGAGGAUAAAAUGGAUUUUUCAUUGAAUCCCGAUGCAAAGGAAUUCAUUCCGCCAUCAAUGUUUUCACAACGUCAAAUUAUACAAGAUUUCCCCGUUGCUGGUUCACCAUUGAAACAAACGCCACAAGUAAUGGAUAAUAUUGAUAUUCCAAGUGAGGAGGAAUUUGAAAAAGGAGUAUCGGCGAGACCAAGGGACAUUGACGGCGCAGCAUCACCAUUAUCGAAACCACUUGAAUCAUGUCUUGAUGAAUCGGAAAUUUCAUCAACAAAAGCUGAAUUUGGCGAUGAAUCAACAACAAGUUUUCUCACUAGUGAAUUUCAACGAAAUGAAGUGUCAGCAAUGGAUUAUUCAUUUGCCGAUUCAGAACGUGGUGAUUAUGAUAUUGCAAAAGAUCCAAUGGCAAUGUCAUUUACUCCCAGUGAUUUGCAAGCAGCAUUUGAAAGAGAUGAAGAUCAUGUUGAUCUCAAUGCAGUUCACGAUUUAACUGAUGUUGAUUUCUCCGAUAAUGUUAAUGGUUUUGAAAAUAAUGAUAAUGAUAAUGAUGAAAAAAAAGAAAUUUCUCCACCUUUUGUAGAAGAGUCCGAAGCGCAAGCUUCGUUGAAUCCCUUCAAUAUGGAAACAUUGAGAGAGACGUUAAACGAGGAAAAUAUGAAAUCAGUAAAUUAUUCCGCGACGUCAACUGAUAAUGUCGAUGAUAUUUGUUUAAUUGAUACAAAAGUGCCUUUCACUGAAGAUUCACGAAAGAUCUCAGAAUGUGAAAAUAAUUCUCAAUAUCGUGAUUAUCCCAUUGAGACGAAUAAUCAAUUUGACGAUCAUUCGGAAUCAUCUAAUAUUGAUAGUUCACAAAAUGAUGUAGAGGAAAAAAUUCUUGAGAAUAAAAAUAUUUUUCCUCAUGAAAAUUUAUUGGUUAAAGAAGAAAAUCAUUUUGAAACUAUUGAAAGUCAUUUUGAUAAUGAAAAUCUUGAAACAAAGGAAGAAAUUUUGGAAAAUAAGGAGACUCUUUCGAUAAAUGAGGAAAUUCCUCAGGUUAUUAAAAAUGAAUCAUUGGAUAAUAAAGAAAUUCAGGAAAAAGAAAUAUUUAUUGAGAAAAAAGAAGAAAAUUUAAUUGAAACUCCAGAUUUUGAGGGUGAAAUUCAUGAUAUUGAAUUUGAUCCUGAAAUUCAAGAGAAAUCACAAACAUUAUUUGAAUUGAGUUUAGAUGAAGAACAUUUACAAAAUGAUGUUGGUAAAUUUCCCGAUGAGAAAUUAAUUGAAAACAAUGAUUUUGAACAGAAAACAAAUUAUCCGCCUAUUUUAAAUUUAUCGGAAUCAUUGCAAGAAUUUACUGGAUUGGAACGUGAAAUAAAUGAAAUAAAAGAGAAUAUUGUCACGGAAAGUGAAAUUCCAAAAGAGUCUAUCAUUGUCGAACAAAAGGAAUCAAUUAAUAUCGAAAGUUUGAAAAUUGAAGAAACGAAAAACGAAAUUGUUGCUGCUAUUACAGGUACCGUUGUCACUGCGGCAGCUGUGACAGUAGCGAAAAAGACAGUGGCACCAAUUUCAAAGACAAAAACGUCGACGAAGGCUCCUGUUAAAUCGUUGCCAACUUCACCGACAAAAACGGCAAGAAGUAGUGCAACAACGGCAGCAACAGCGGCGAAAAAAUCAACGAUAUCGAGACCAAAACAAUUGGAUACAAAGCCAAUGACAAAUAUUGGUAGCAAAACAAGUGGUACUUUUAAAGCGGCACCAGUUCCAAAAACAAGUACAACUGCUCCUAAAAUUACACCACGUCUCACAACAACAACAACAACAACAACAGCAACCACUGCCGCUAAACCGAAAACUCUAGUUUCAUCGUCAAAGACAACUUCAUUAGCUGCUGGUGAUAAAAAAUCUACACUCAAUGGCGAUGUAAAAUCGUUAACAAAAUCAACUGUUCCAAAAACAACAACAACUAAACCAUCGACUGUCACUAAAACAACACUAGUCAAGUCUUCCUCGACAACUCGAACUUCCACUGCUACUGCCGCGUCUCUAAAGCCAAAAUCGACUGCAACUUCCACUGCCGCGAAAAUUAGUUCCACUGCUCCGAGAACUGCCACGGCAACUACUAGGCCGAAAACGGCACCAGCAACAAUUGGAGCAUCAGUUGGAACAACAAAGCCACGUGUCUCAGCGGUGAAAUCAACAAUUAUUGACAAACAAAUAAAAGAGACGGCGAAUAAACAAAUUUCGUCGCGCGUCAAUUCGGCGCCAUUAAAAACAAGUCGUUCAUCGGGUGCAACAACUGUCACAGCAACAUCAACGGUAAAACGUACAUCAACAUUAAAAACUGCAACAUCGCCAACAAAAAAGGUCAGCAGCGCUCCACUUACAAAAACAACAACAACAACAACAAAAUCAUCCUCCGUUGCAAAAACAAAUGGAAAAGCAAUAACAAAAAAUGUCAAACCAAUUGUUCAAAAUGGCAAUUGUGUAAUAAAAAAAAUCGAAAGUGUCACGACAACAACAACAACAACAACAAAUAAUAUCGAGGAAGAUGUGCCUAAAAAAGAUAUUUCUCCAAUUGCAUCACCCACUGACAAUCAAUUACUAAUCACAGAGUGAAUUGGGAUUUAGUAAUAAAGAGAAAGAGAAAGAAAAAAAGAAAAAAAAACAAUAUUAGAAAAUUGUAUCGCAUUUUCGAUAUAAUUUUUCUUUUCUACUGGUCUUUGAUGUUGUUUUUUUUUUUUUUUUUGUAAGUUUUUCAAAAUCCGAUCAGCGGCUCUUUGACCACGUUUCAUUGCCAACAAAAAAAAUUUGUCCCUUUGUGUUUAUUCUGUUUGUCCUUUUUAAUUUAUAUUGUUUAUCGUUCUUUUUUUGUUAUUUUUAAAUUUCAAUUUUUAAAUCCACAUAUCUUCCACAAAUCAAUUAUUUUUAAUAGUAAUUUUUUUAAAAAAGUUAAUUUUUUUUUUCCUUACUAUAAGAAUAUAUAAUUUUUAAAAUAUGAACAUUUUUCUGAUAAAAGAAAAUUCCUAACUAAUUUUACAAAAUGAAAUCACUUUUUUUUUUUGUUAAUCAUUGAUACAUUUUACAAUAGAUAUCUUUUUCGAUUUUAGGGAAAAGAUAUAUUUUUUUUUUCCAAAAAAAAUCUGUUUUUUCAUUAAAUUUUUAAAAAAAAAUUUAAAUUACAAAAAACAUUUUUUUAAAAGUAGUAAUUUUUUUUUUACAAAUUAAUUUCUUUGACACCAAAAAGAGUGUUUUUAAUCACAUUUUUUUUUUAGAGAAAUUUUUGGUAACGACAAAAAAAAAACGGAUUUUUUUUUUUUGAAAAAAAGAACUUAAAAUGAAAUCAAUUUUAUCUAUAUUUUUGUAAAUUUUUGAGAAAAAAAAAAAUUAAUAAUUUUCUACAUGGAAACAUUCGGGAAUGAGCUUGAAGGGUGAGCCUGAUCCAAAGUAGGAAUUAAUUAAAAGUGAAUGAUGUUUUAAUCUACUUACGUAUGAUAAACGAAUAAUAUAUAGAUAUUGAAAGAUAUAUUUACCUAUUUGAACGUACCGCAUUAUUGCUUAAUUGCUUCGGUGUGCUGUUAAAGUCGCAUUGAAACUUAAAAAGUUAUUCCUGAGAGGAAGAAAGAAUGAAAGAGAGAAAGAGAGAGAGAGAAAGAAAGUAAGCUUGAAUUUUGUUGUGUAAAUAAGCAGUUGAUGAUGAAUAUUAUUUGUCGCUCGAAGAGCAAUAUUAAAGAAAAAAAAAAAUUAAAA